UAAUCAGGGAAUGCCCUCUUGGUGACCUGUAGAGCACGCUGCUUCCGGGUUACCGUCGAGGGACAUCCGGUUGGAGGCUCAGACAGACAGACAAAGCGUCGGCGGUCUUUGUGGGGACGUUUCGGCGGUUUCGACGCAAUAAAAGUGAACUUGAAGAUCUCCUACAUUCGGAUCCAACGUUACCAUGGCAACAAAUAUCCAUAUGGAUGAAGUCGUGCUGGACCUGUUUGUGGAAACUGACAAAGCCUUCCAGGAUCCAAUAAACCAUGUCCAAACUCACAGUGGUGAGAAACCCUUCAUGCCAAGCAACAAUGAUCAGAGCUGUGCAGAGAUUCAUGCUCUAGAGAAACCCUUCAUGCAAACCACCUCUAGUCAGAACUACACGGGGACUCACACAGGGGAGAAACCCUUCAUACAAAACAACACUGGUCGGAACUACACAGAGAUUCACCCGCUUGAGAAACCCUUCAUGCAAACAAACAGUGCUCAGAACCACACAGAGACUCACACAGGGGAGAAACCCUCCAUGCCAAGCAACAAUGGUGAGAACUACACAGAGAUUCACCCUCUAGAGACACCCUUCAUGCCAAGCACCAUGGACACUAAUGCUGUUGAGGACAAACCCUUCAUGUGUGGAAAAUGCAACAUGAGGUUCAGUGAACUGGCUGACCUGGGUGUACACGUGCAAAUGCACUCCAGUCAGAAAGCUUCCGCGCAAACUCGCACUGGGGGACAACCCUAUAGCUCUGGGGAGGGUACUACGAGGCAGUUCAGCACACAGAAUCAGGUUGGGAGGAGCGUGCAAACUCACACUGGAGAGAAACCUGCCAGCUUUGAGGGGGGCAGCGGGCAAUUCAACCAACAGGAUCCCAAAACGCACAUGCAAACUCUCACUGGUGAGGAACCUUGUGUGCAAACUCACACUGGAGAGAAACCCUGCAGCUAUGAGGGGGAUGGCAAGCAGUUCAGUCAACAGCAGCAUCAAGAGACACACAAUGACAUGCAGAACAUUGGUGAGGGAGCGCACAUGCAAACUCACACAGGUGAGAAACCUGGCAUGUUUAACAAUGAUAAGAAAGAGGAAAGUGAGAUGGGUAACAGGAGGAAAACGAGACAACAGUCCCUUGUGUGCAAGGAAUGCGGCAAGCGGUUUAACAAGUCGGACAACCUGAAAAGCCACAUGCGCACCCACACUGGAGAGAAACCCUACGGUUGUGGCGAGUGUGGCAGACGCUUCAGUGACGGCACGGCUCUCCGAAAGCACAAGCUCACCCACACUGGGGAGAAACCCUACAGUUGUGAGGAGUGCGGCAAGACGUUCGGUCUACCUGCGACUCUGAACAGACACAUGCUGACUCACACUGGGGAGAAACCCCACUCCUGUGUGGAGUGUGGUGUGCAGUUCAGCCGGACCGACGCCCUGAAGAACCACAUGCAGACCCACACUGGAGACAGACCACACAUCUGUAAAGAGUGCGGCCAGCAGUUCCGACAACUGGGACACUUACGCAAGCACAAGCAGACGCACGUUGGGAAGAAAUCACAGCGCGGCAACGAUGCAACCCCAUUUGAGUGUGACAAGUGCGGAAAAACGUUCAAGACUCCGCGUAACCUGAGGAGGCACGCGGCGACCCACACAGAGGAGAAACCCUACAAGUGUGACGAGUGCGGAAAGGGGUUCAGAGACAAGCAGGGUCUGGGCAGGCACGUGCCCAUCCACUCCGAUGAAAAACCCUUCAAGUGCGACCAGUGCAGCAACAGUUACAGCGUAGAGCGUUAUCUCAAGCGGCACAUGGUCACCCACACCGGCGAGUAUCGCUACAGUUGCGAGGACUGUGGCAAACGCUUCCAGGAUCGCGAGGGCCUGGCAAGGCACAUGCGGACCCACACUGGGGAGAAACCCUUCCAGUGUGACGAAUGUGGCAAGCGGUUCGGUCAGCACUCCAGCCUAACCCUCCACAAGAGAACCCACUUAACUGAGAAACCCUUCCCCUGUGACAAGUGCAGCAAGCAGUUCAGCCAACUGGCCCAUCUUAAGAGACACCUUAUGUCCAUCCACAGUGGGGAUAAACCAGGCACCAGCGGAGAGGGAACAUUAGAGGAGGGUGAGCUUAAAAAAGGAAUGAGAUUCCACCCUUGUGACGUGUGUGGCAAGACGUUUAAGAAACGGGGCGUCCUGAAAAGCCACGUGAGGAUCCACACAGGGGAGAGACCGUACGGCUGUGAGGACUGCGACAAGCGGUUUAGAGACGCGGAGACGCUCCGGAGACACAAGAUCACCCACAGCAGUGUGAGACCCUUCAUCUGCGAUCAGUGCGGCAAAGGGUUCAACCGCUCGCAACAUCUGAAGACUCACAUGAUGACCCACACUGGGGAGCGACCGCACGUUUGUCCGGAGUGUGGCAAGGGGUUUUACGACUCCGGUGGUUUGAAGGACCACCUGAUGACCCACACAGAUGAGAAACCCUUCAUGUGCGACGAGUGUGGGAAACAGUUUCGCCAGGCAGCCGCCCUGAGGGUGCACCUAAAGACCCACACUGGAGAGAAACCGUACAUCUGUUCCAAGUGUGGGAAGCAGUGCAUCCAACUGGCCCACCUGCAGAGGCACAUGCUGAUCCACUCCGACGCGAAACCUCACGCCUGCGGGGAGUGCAACAAGCGCUUCCGAACCCCGACCGACCUGAAGAAGCACGGACAAGUCCACACCGGUGCGAGACCUUACACCUGCGACGAGUGCAACGGGCAGUUCAGCCAGCCGAACGCUCUGAAGAGACACAAGCGGACGCACACCGGUGAGAGACCCUACAGCUGUAGGUUCUGUAGUAGGAAGUUCAGUCGGCAGGAUCAUCACAAAACCCACGAGCGGACUCAUGCCGGACCCUCUGUCCUUUUCCUGGAGUAGACCAAGAUUCGGAAACAUCUAUCAUAUAUUUGAACACCCAGAAAGCAAGCUUUUAGCCAGGCAUGCGUCAACGCGUCAUCUGGACGCACUUUUCUUAGAAUAACAAGAAAUUUAAUGCCCCUGGACGCCCUUACACUGGGGAGAAAAUCCCCUGACAAGCAUGAAAUUCUGAUUGACCAGGGAUGCUACCAGGUCAUCUGUGGUCACAGUCUUCUACUUUGACCUCUGAACCAGUAUUUUUGCCUCUUGGGAUACCUAAGAAUGCACUAUUUUAUCUUAAAAUCAUCAAAAACUCUGCACUAUGGAAGGUGCAUGCCACCAGACUCCCUACAAUAGUUACUUACCGCGUCUCACCAAUAAGUUUGGACUCCCUAUUAUAAAAUCCUAUAAAAGCCUGCCAGAAAGGAGCAGACCAACAACCUGUAGUAUUUGUGAAGAAUAAACAAAAAUCGAUAUUUGAUAAAGAUGAAAUUACAUAUUUGGACACCUAAAAACUAUGAUAUCGAUUUCCUUUCAGAAAGGGAAGAAUUUAAAAAUGCUACAGCUAGUUUUAUUCUACUUCUGAUGAUAAUCAUAUUUUGCUAUUAGUAUAUUUUAGGGAGUUUCAGUUCUCUAGUUUGGAUUUUUCAUGUUACACUACUUUGUGAAUAUGGUAACAGUUCCUAACAUGUUUUAUUUGUCUUAUAAGUUAUAUUAGCUACUAUUUAUAUGUCUCAUAUUUGCUAAUAUUCAUAUAUUUCGUCAAUAUGGAUGGAUAUUCUUCAAGACCAAUUUGUAUAGGAAUUGAGUUUAAAUUGACUUGAUUGAAUUGACUUCAUAAUCACAUAGCAACAAUUUCUUGUCAAUGGCUUACCUUUUAGCUAGAGAUGUACUUGCCAAACGAAAGACAAAAUGUUCUUUUAACUUAUGAGUCAUGUCAUCCUCAAAUACUGAUGUAUUUGUCAAAUUUGUUACAGAUGUUUUAAGAAAAGAAAUAUGUAAGCUGUGGAUAUAGAUUUAGUAGUAUUUUUUUUGUAAUCUGCCAUAUACUGCAUUUAUUCUUUCCUGUCAUUGCUAACCAGGUUGAUAUGACCCAUUUCUAUGGAGAUUUGGGGACAACAAAUUAACAUAAGGCCAAUCCAAUAUAAUUUGUUGGUUCUCAAAAUUAAAAGAUACUCCUAAAUUAUAAAGAAAACAUAGUCAUAGGGCUGUACCUUGGUACACACAGUAUCAGGGAGUGAAUGUACAUGUAGUAAGAUGCAAGUUUUCCUUACAGCCUGCCGUUUCCAUCUUGACCUAUUUGCUGAACUUAAGAACCAAGGAAUUUAUUUGGUGCGGCAUCAACACUGAAAAUAAAGGCAACUAAAGUAUGAUAAGUCAGUAGAAGAACUAACAAGGUGGCCAAGAGAUUAAGGUUAUAAUUGAAUAAAGAGACUUUUUUUUUACACAACAAUGCUAUAUUGUC
Messenger RNA from Branchiostoma floridae (Florida lancelet), 4346 nucleotides. Its product is annotated as zinc finger protein 665-like. Gene Ontology annotation, molecular function: DNA-binding transcription factor activity, RNA polymerase II-specific; RNA polymerase II cis-regulatory region sequence-specific DNA binding. Gene Ontology annotation, biological process: negative regulation of transcription by RNA polymerase II; regulation of immune system process; regulation of cytokine production. The transcript is spliced from 2 exons. Lineage: Eukaryota; Metazoa; Chordata; Leptocardii; Amphioxiformes; Branchiostomatidae. The coding region runs from base 185 to 2902 and encodes 905 amino acids. The record is from RefSeq and is a predicted model, not a curated record.